GUUAUUUUUGCCUGUAGCGGAAACUUUGCGGAAGUUAAGGUUUGUGAAUGCCGAAAAUCUGGACAGAAGUUUGCUGCAAAGAUUAUCAAAAUGAAGCAGAAAACUGUUUUUGGACAUUAUGAUCCGAACGCACGUGGAAUGACGCCACCAGAGGUUGAGCGUGAAGUUCAAGUUCUGCGUUCAAUCGAUCAUCACACAAUCGUAAAACUUCACGAAGUCUACGAACAGGAGGAUUAUUCUGUAAUUAUACUUGAACUAGUAACAGGCGGUGAACUGUUUGCUCGUGUCGCCGAAUUCGAACGACUAGAUGAACGCGAAGCCGUCUGCUUCGUCGCUCAGAUCCUGCAGGGCGUGCACCACAUGCACCAACUUGGGAUUGUGCAUCUGGACUUGAAGCCAGAAAAUAUUAUGAUUGAGAAUAUGGAGGAGAAGAGGAUUAAAAUCAUCGAUUUUGGUCUGGCGCGUCGCCUGAACCCCAACGAAGUCAUCCAAGACAUGGCCGGAACGCCAGAAUUCUGUGCUCCUGAGGUUGUGAAUUUCGACCCAAUCACCUUCGCCACUGACAUGUGGUCCAUCGGCGUCAUGACCUACAUCCUGCUCAGCGGCAUCUCACCGUUUGCUGGCGAUUCUCAAGCGGAGACAUUCCAGAACAUUCUCGAAUGCUCGGUGACGUUCGACAGGGAGGAAUUCGUCGAUGUGUCGCAGGAAGCACGCGACUUCAUAACCCGACUUUUACGCAAAAAUCCGAGGUAA
Messenger RNA from Mesocestoides corti, 753 nucleotides. Lineage: Eukaryota; Metazoa; Platyhelminthes; Cestoda; Cyclophyllidea; Mesocestoididae. The record is from the annotation of a GenBank genome assembly.